This is a messenger RNA of Elaeis guineensis (African oil palm), 3626 nucleotides long. Its product is annotated as structural maintenance of chromosomes protein 5. The record is from RefSeq and is a predicted model, not a curated record. Lineage: Eukaryota; Viridiplantae; Streptophyta; Magnoliopsida; Arecales; Arecaceae. Gene Ontology annotation, molecular function: single-stranded DNA binding. Gene Ontology annotation, biological process: double-strand break repair via homologous recombination. Gene Ontology annotation, cellular component: Smc5-Smc6 complex; nucleus.
CCCAAAGGUCGCCCAAAGCGCCUCCUCGGUAGCGCGUUCGCGCCUCUUUUCUCCUCUCCACCCCCGUUUUCCUCUCCUCUUCGAACCCUAGUUUGCCCCGCAUCGCUGCAGUGCUUGUCGCCGGAGCUCCGUCCAUUAGGGCUUUUCUCGGAGCGAAGGAGGAGGCUACCGCUUCUUCUCCGGCGCCGGCAAUGGCCGCUCGCGCCGCCAAACGCCCGAAGCUCAACCUGCGAGGGGAAGAUGAUUAUCUGCCGGGGAAUAUAGUGGAGAUCGAGAUCCACAACUUCAUGACUUAUGAUCACCUCAAAUGCAAGCCCGGGUCACGCCUUAACCUCGUCAUCGGUCCCAACGGCUCCGGGAAGAGCUCGCUUGUCUGCGCCAUUGCCCUAGGUCUCGCCGGAGAACCGCAGCUUCUUGGAAGGGCUUCGAGUGCUGGGGCCUUUGUGAAGCGAGGCGAGGAGUCUGGAUAUAUAAAGAUAUCUCUAAGAGGCGAAGUUUUGGAGGAGAAGAUUACUAUUAUGAGGAAGAUUGACACUCAGAACAGGUCCGAAUGGAUGCUCAAUGGUGUAGCAGUGCCGAAACGAGAUGUUAUUGAGAUCAUUAAAAGGUUUAAUAUCCAAGUUAACAAUUUGACUCAAUUCUUGCCACAAGAUCGUGUCUGUGAGUUUGCUAAGCUAACUCCGGUACAACUGUUAGAAGAAACCGAAAAAUCUGUCGGUAAUCCUGAACUACCAGUUCAGCAUCGAGCACUCAUUGAGAAAAGUCGCCAGCUGAAUAAACUUAAAACUUCUGUGGAGCAAAUUGGAGAUACUUUGAAUCAACUUAAGGCUCUCAAUGCUGAGCAAGAAAAGGAUGUAAAGCGUGUUCGUCAGAGAGAGAAACUGUUGGCAAAGGUUGAGUCUAUGAAAAAGAAACUACCAUGGCUCAAAUAUGAUAUGAAGAAAAUGGAAUACAAGGAAGCACAGAAACAAAUGAAUGAAGCCAAGAGGAAGCUGGAUGAAACUGCUAAAAUUUUGAAUGAUCUUAAAGGACCAAUCGCGGAGCAGAAGAAAGCAAAAUUAAAGCAAGAAUCAACUUGCAAGAAAAUAAGCAAUCAAAUAGCCCAAAAUGCUGAAAAGCGUAAGGAAGUUACCGAGAAGGAAACCCGGAUGGGGGUGCAAGUACGAGGAAAAUAUGCUGAAAUGGAAGAUUUAAAAAAACAGGAGGACACUCGUCAACAAAGGAUCAUGAAAGCUAAGGAGGAACUUAUGGUUGCUGAAAGGGAGCUUGCAGAUCUUCCAAUCCAUGAACCUCCAAAAGAUGAAAUCGAGAGACUACGUUCUCAAAUAUCGGAGCUACAAUGUGAUGUGCAUGAAAUGACAUCUCAGAGGACAGAAAAGGAACAACUCUUAGUUCAGAAGAAAUUGACCUUGAGACAGUUUGUUGAUAGGUUGAAGGAGAUGGAAAAUAAGAACAAUAAACUUCUUCAAGCAUUACGGAAUUCUGGUGCAGAUAAAAUAUUUGAAGCUUAUAAGUGGCUACAAGAACAUCGUAGUGAGUUAAAUAAAGAAGUAUAUGGUCCUGUCCUUCUCGAGGUAAAUAUUCAAAAUCAGGGUCAUGCAACCUAUUUGGAAAAUCAUGUGCCGAACUAUAUAUGGAAGUCCUUCAUUACUCAGGAUUCUACUGACAGAGAUUUCUUGGUGAGAAAUCUAAAGUCGUAUGAUGUUCCCAUUCUAAACUAUGUAGGAGACAGACACACUAAUAGAGUGCCAUUCCAACUUUCUCAUGAGAUGCGUGAGCUUGGUAUCUACUCCCGGCUUGAUCAAGUUUUUGAUGCUCCAGAUGCUGUUAAAAAUGUCUUGAUUAGCCAAGCUGCCUUAGAACAUUCCUACAUUGGCUCCCGUGAAACUGAUCAAAGGGCAGAUGAGGUAUCACGUUUAGGUAUAUUAGAUCUCUGGACUCCAGAAAGUCAUUAUCGAUGGUCCAUUUCAAGAUAUGGUGGCCACAUGUCAGCAAGUGUUGACCCAGUGCAUCCAUCCCGCCUUUUUUUGUGCACUGUGGAUGCUGGUGAAGUAGAAAGGCUGAGGUCUAGAAAGAUGGAACUGGAAGAUACCAUUGCAGAAAUGGAGGAAAACCUGAAGGGGCUUCAGAGGAAACAGAGACAGUUGGAAGAUGAAGAAUCUAACUUCCGUAAGCAGCUUGAUGCAAUUGUUGCAACUGCAACUCAGGAGAAGCGGAGGCGUCAGGAAAUGAAAAACCGUGUUGAUCAAAGGAGAAGGAAACUUGACUCGUUGAAUAAUGAGGAUGACUUGGAGUCACAUACAGAAAAGCUUAUUGAUCAAGUUGUCCAAUUGAAUGAGCAACGCUUCCAAAUGGCAAGUAAAAUUAAGAGGUUUCUUGUUGAAGCUGUUGCUCUCAAAUGGAGCUUUGCAGAAAAGCAUAUGACGUGUAUUGAGCUUGAUGCAAAGAUGAGGGAAAUGGAAGUGGAUGUCAAGCAACACGAGAAGUCUGCUCUCCAAGCAGCCACACACUUCACCAAUUGUGAAAGAGAAACUGAGAAGUGUAAGCAACAGCUUCUGGAAGCAAAACAUCAUGCAGAAUCAAUUGCCAUAAUCACUGAAGAACUUGCCAAAGAGUUUGUCGAGAUGCCUGGUACAAUAGAGGAACUAGAAGCUGCAAUUCAAGAUACUAUAUCUGAAGCAAAUUCCAUUUUAUUUCUUAAUCAGAACAUUCUUCAAGAGUAUGAAAGUCGUCAACGCAAGGUAGAUGCACUAGCAGCUAAACUUGAAGAAGAUGAUAGAGAACUUAAGAGAUGUUUAUCUGAAAUUGAAACCUUAAAGGAGAAUUGGCUUCCAAUGCUGCGAAAUCUUGUUGCCAAGAUAAAUGAGACAUUCGGUCGUAACUUUCAAGAGAUGGCUGUUGCUGGAGAAGUUUCACUUGAUGAGCAUGGAAUGGAGUUUGAUAAAUAUGGAAUACUUAUAAAAGUGAAGUUCAGGCAAACGGGACAACUUCAAGUGCUGAGUGCGCAUCACCAAUCUGGAGGGGAACGUUCGGUUUCAACAAUUCUAUAUCUAGUUUCUCUUCAAGAUCUCACAAGCUGCCCAUUCCGUGUUGUAGAUGAGAUAAAUCAAGGGAUGGACCCUAUCAACGAAAGGAAAAUGUUCCAACAACUUGUGAGAGCGGCAAGCCAGCCAAAUACACCUCAAUGUUUCUUGCUGACACCGAAGUUGCUACCUGAUCUAGAGUACAGUGAUGCUUGUAGCAUUCUGAAUAUAAUGAAUGGUCCGUGGAUUGAGAAACCUGCUAAAGUGUGGAGCCGUGGGGAAUGUUGGGGAGUGGUGAUGAGUUUUGGCCAGCAAGAGUUUGAGUUGAGCAUUGAGUAGCCUUCGAACCAGGUUGCUGCAUCUACUCUUCAUAUGCAUGGCUAUCCAUCCCAAUAUUUUUGGAUGGUUUUUUGUAAUAUUUUUCAUCUUGAGGAUUAUGCUUCCGAGCUGAUAUCUGUAUAGUUCAUGCUAGGGCAUGAUGUUGAUAUUUAUAAAACUGAUAGUAGGGCAUCGUAAUGCUAUCCAAAAUGUGAAGGAAACAAUGUAUCCCCAUCUCAGUGUUGUUUUUGUACUACGGCAAUUCUAGCAUAUCCUCUUUUUUCA